GCCACAAAAAGUCCCACCACCUCAUGCACUAUUAAAGCUUUGACGCCACUCCAACUUCAGCACAGCCGUCAGCUCGCGUCAAUCACCCACCUACACAUCAUUCCUCCCCCGCCUCAUCUCCCUGGCAUACUAAUCAAGUAGCAAUAUAAGCUCGCGAGACUUCCAAUAUGAGUGAAAGAAAGGUGCUCAACAAAUACUUCCCGCCGGACUUUGAUCCGUCUUUGAUCCCCCGGCGGAAGCUGGAGAAGGAUAAACAGCAGGUGGUCCGUCUGAUGGCCCCUUUUUCGAUGCGUUGCAACACUUGUGGCGAAUACGUGUACAAGGGCAAGAAGUUCAAUGCUCGAAAAGAGACCGUGCAAGGCGAAGAGUACUACGGCAUCAAGAUCUUCCGUUUCUACAUCAAAUGUCCUCAAUGCAGCGCGGAGAUCACCUUUAAAACGGACCCCAAAAACACCGAUUACACCGCGGAGCACGGCGCCUCCCGCAACUUUGAGCCAUGGAGGGUCACAGAAGAUCAGGAAGACAAAAAUGCGGAUCCAUUGGCCCAUCUGGCGGAGGAAGAGGAGGAAGAGGAGCUGGAUCCGAUGAAGGCACUGGAGCAACGUACAUUGGAGUCCAAGAGGGAAAUGGAGAUCGCAGACAUGCUUCAAGAUAUUCGCACACGCAAUGCCCGCAACGAGCGUUUGGAUAUCGAUACCGUCACAGUAUCACUGGAAAAGGGCAAGGGGCGAAGCUUGAACCCUGAAGCUGAGGAGCAACGAUUAGCAGAGGAAGAAGACGAGCUGCUCGUGCGCAAAUAUUUCGCGCCUGUCCUUCAAUCGGAUGUCUCACCGUCUGAAGAUUCCGUGGAAACGCCAAAGGACGAAAAGCGGUCCCCGUCGAUAAGGAAGCCUGUGAUGGCAGUCAAACGCGCAAUUUCCGAAGAGCCCGAUCCAGCGAGCUUGCUGAGCGAACGCGCUCGCGCGCAGCUUGUCGCCGCAAAAUCUGCUCUUCCAGCUGUCAAGAAGAGGAAGGCGAACCCGUUCGGGAUAUCGAAAAAGAAGACAUGA
Messenger RNA from Tilletiaria anomala UBC 951, 1049 nucleotides. RefSeq names its product DUF572-domain-containing protein. NCBI's taxonomy places the organism in Eukaryota, Fungi, Basidiomycota, Exobasidiomycetes, Georgefischeriales, Tilletiariaceae. Gene Ontology annotation, biological process: mRNA splicing, via spliceosome. Gene Ontology annotation, cellular component: U2-type catalytic step 1 spliceosome. The record is from RefSeq and is a predicted model, not a curated record. The coding region runs from base 168 to 1049 and encodes 293 amino acids. The transcript is spliced from 2 exons.